This is a messenger RNA of Psammomys obesus (fat sand rat), 2950 nucleotides long. It is a transcript of the gene Tmem150c, whose product is annotated as transmembrane protein 150C. The transcript is spliced from 8 exons. Lineage: Eukaryota; Metazoa; Chordata; Mammalia; Rodentia; Muridae. The coding region runs from base 224 to 973 and encodes 249 amino acids. The record is from RefSeq and is a predicted model, not a curated record.
CAUUUCAGCUGCCAUGUGCCAAAGCCCGAGGUGUGCGGACAGAAGGAAGGCAGCGAGAAGGGUACAGCGGGUCGGGAAUAAAUAACCGGCAGGGCGGAGGAUCCCGGAUCCCGUCCUGCCUUUUGUUGGGCGACGAGCGCCAGGCAAACGCGUCCAUCCUCCUCGGCUUUGGAAGGGAGAGAUUGGAGCGUCCACCGGCAGCCGCAGCCCCGGCAGUGCAGGCAUGGACGGGAAGAAGUGCAGCGUGUGGCUGUUCCUGCCUCUUGUGUUUACUUUGUUUACUUCAGCUGGCUUGUGGAUAGUGUACUUUAUAGCCGUGGAGGAUGACAAGAUUUUGCCACUAAAUUCAGCUUCAAGGAAAUCUGGGGUGAAACAUGAGCCAUACAUCAGUUUUGCAGGCGACGAUCCCCCUGCCAGCUGUGUGUUCAGCCAAGUAAUGAACAUGGCCGCCUUCCUAGCCCUCGUGGUCGCUGUUCUGCGCUUCAUCCAGCUGAAACCAAAGGUUUUAAACCCGUGGCUGAAUAUUAGUGGUUUGGUGGCGCUGUGCCUGGCUUCCUUUGGAAUGACCUUACUUGGUAAUUUCCAGCUCAAAAAUGACGAAGAAAUCCAUAACGUGGGAACAUCCUUGACCUUUGGGUUUGGCACAUUGACCUGCUGGAUACAGGCUGCAUUGACACUCAAAGUCAAUAUCAAGAACGAGGGACGGAGAGUUGGAAUUCCACGAGUCAUCCUGUCGGCUGUCAUUACGCUCUGUGUAGUCCUGUACUUCAUCCUCAUGGCCCAACGUAUCCACAUGUACGCAGCCAGGGUCCAGUGGGGCCUGGUCAUGUGCUUCCUCUCGUACUUUGGCACCCUGGCUGUGGAGUUCCGGCACUACCGCUAUGAGAUUGUGUGUUCCGAGUACCAGGAGAACUUCCUGAGCUUCUCAGAAAGCCUGUCAGAAGCUUCUGAAUAUCAGACUGACCAGGUGUAACCCAUCAGUCAGUUUGUCCUUGGGGGCUCGGUGGGUGUGACAACAGGGGAGGGGCCAGGAGGAUACACUCACAGGACUUGACACAUCACCUCAUGACACAUUCACACACACACAGACACAUAUUCUCGGCCACAUUCGACAGAAGAGCUUUUCAGGGCAGAGUUAUUUCUUUCAUGAACAAGCACAAGCUCUCAUGUGUGGAAAUACAUGCUGUCACACUGAAAACGUACCGCACGACAGAGCCACAAGCUUGUGCAUGGUCCCCGCCCCGCCCCCGCCCUCCCAGAAUGCCUUGCUCCUCUCACCCUCUUCACGUUGCAAACCUGGCAUCUUCCUCCAGCAGAGCAAGGCGGGUGGAAUGUAACACGAGAAUGCUGCCAACUCCCUAAGUCGCCUCCAGGUCCAAAGGGCUUGGUAUGAGCUUGAGGGGAAGUUGUGGCUCUGGUAACCGAUAUUCUUGAGUGGAGAACUGAGUGGCGUCUGGCUGGAUGCGCGCUGUACUGAAGCUGUGACUGUGGCCUGUGAGAGGAAUGGGCACAGCUUUCCCACCAGGCUGCCUUUACUAUUAUUCAGCAGUCGGCUUUGUGGACCCAGAGAAAGAACGUGCCGCAAAGAGUGAAUGAGAAAGACCACCACCACUCAAGCAUUUGGACUUGAGUCACUGCCUGAGGAAAAAAAAUGUCCAAAUGCGGAUGCUCAGAGAGACAGUCUGCCGGGGGGUGGCAUGAGGUACAAUCGAGAGGGCGUGGUUCAGUUUUUGCUUCCACACUGUCCUGCACAGUUCCGGUUUUAUAGCUCGUGGCUUGCCUUCUUUUUCAAAUGCAUCUCUCAUGGAUCUCUGGAGGCCUCGUGGACAAAGGUGUGGACCAAAGGCAAGAACCUUGCUUUGGUUUCACAUAUGAGAGGGGUGAUACCUGCAGGCUUAAUUUAUGUUUGAAGAAAAAAAGAAAAAAGAAGGAAAAAAAAAGGAUUCUUGAAGAAGCACAAAGAAAUCUGCGCGGGGGGUGGGGUUUGGGUUGGGGAGGUAUGAGGGUGGCCUGUGGGCUUUGAGGAAAGAUGGGAAGUUAGCACUCUUGCUGCAAAUCCAAGCCAGGGGAGACUUUCACAUACAUGUAUUGCCCAAACUUUGUAGUUCAGGAACUUGGGGAUUUCUCAAAUCUGGAAUUUAUCGAAGCUAUUUAAAGCAUUGCUUUCCCCAAAACCACAUUUGCACAAACAGCUGUUGGGUCUAUCACCUGCUAAGAGCUCAGAAAGUGAGAUCACAGAUGCAUGAGUUCAAGGCCAACAGAGUAUGCUAAGUGCACAAGCAACCGCCAUCCUACCCCACCCCCCACCCAACCAAGUGCACUGUUUCAGGAAAUCCCCAAAUUCACGGCCCGUGUGAAUUUGGGAUACCCCAGAAUAUAAUGUGAAAGACGGUAUUUUAUAAAUUCAACCCGACGCGUAGCAUCCCAACGAGGGGUUCAAAUGUUGCUUUAUCUAAAUCUGCACUCCCAGCACAGUGCCUCCCUCACAGCAGGUGCUCAGAAAAGUGUCCACUGAAUAGACUGCUGGUUUCCGAGUGGAGGAAAGAAGUAUCAAAGAGAUUUCAGAGAGGAAAGACUGAGUGGAAGCUGUCUCGAGUGAGGAAGGACUCAUCAUGACUGAGCAAGAAAGGGAGCAAGAACUGUCAGUGGUGAGUGUGGGGAGGAGCCUCAAGCAGGGUGUCAUCAAAAAGGCAUCUCACUGUAAAUAGUCCAGGGUGACAUCCUUUAGUUCUGAAACUGCUUUGGGGUUCCUUUCUUUUCCAUUUUUAUAUUUUAAAGACUUAAUCAAAGGACAGUUUUAUUUUACUGCACACACUCCAAGUGAAACAGCUUUUGGUGAUGAACUUGUCUGCUUUCUUAAGAGUAUAUGUAACAGCACAUCUUAACAGAAUCAAGCAAAGACUGGCAUUCUUCAUUGGGAUCUGGCCACUAAAUAAAGGUGUUUUAUGCA